AUGGAAACGUCAGAGCUUGAUUUGAGUCGUAUUCAUGGAUUUACAUCAUGGAUCAAUAUGCGACUAAUGCCUUUUGAACAAGGUCUUAAUCAUAUCUUAACAGAUUUAAUGAAAGGCACUAAUAUGAAAAUGUUAUUACAAAGUGUUACUGGAACCACGACAGAAAAAAUUCAAUCGUUUGAAAAAUUAAGUCCUGAACAAAUAAGAACUCGAUGUGAAUGGGCUGUUAAACACUUGAAAGAACAUCAAGUGAUACCAGAAGAUGUUCAAGUAGAUGCUCGUUUAUUUGCUGUACGAAGUGCAAAACAUGUAUUUGAUCUCCUUUGGCGAUUAGUCGAGCAUGAUAUUUGGUUUUUAUGGGAACGGAUCGAUUUUCUUCUUCAAGACGAUGCAGUUGCAUUAUUAUCAGUACCGUUGAAGUGGAUUCCAACUGAUACUUCAUCGAUAACGGAUAAGCCGCCUGUAAAUGUAUCACUCUUAGCUGGUUUUGGUACAAAAGAUGUUGUAGAUGAUGUCAUGACUCAAGCUGGUCAACCUGGUAAAAAGCCAGGUAAAUUCUCUGAAACUGAACAAAUGCUUGCUUUUUCUAAACGAAAUCUUACGAAAAAAUAUCCGAAACCAAGUGCAUGUAUCAUUGAAAUGAUUCAAAUUGUUUUACAAAAACUUCCAGAAGGACGCAGAAUUAAUUUUACUAAACUAAAUGAACUAUCGGAUUUACGAGUUUUAUGUAGUUUAGUAAAUUAUUUUGUACCAAAUCUUAUUCCAACUGAAAUUCUACUCAAUGACAGAUGGAGUUUAAAUUUAACACUCGCUAUUAUUGAUGAUGUUCUGUGCUGUAAAUCAAAUUUAGCCUCCGAAGAUCUUGUCUUGGGCGACGAAAUGUCAAUCUGUGCAUUUAUGUGUUAUUUUUUUCUAGUCUUUCUAAAAUAUCGUCAAAAUGAAAUUGCUAUUCGACGAACAGAGGAAAUCCGGCGAAGACACUUCAAUGCUGUGCAAAAACUUCGUGCAACAAAUCAAAGUGGUCAGGUUAUAGAUAUGCCAUAUAUAGAACAAGAAGUCUUCCAAUGCAGUACUGAAUUAUCAAACUUAAGAAAAAAAUAUGAUUUACAAAGUGCAUUACAAUGGCACGAACAUGUUGAACAAACUCGAUUGAAAGUAAUAACAAUAAUUGGAAAUAAACUUAAAGUGCGUUUUGAUUGGUUUGAUAUACCUGAAGAGAUAACAAUAGCAGAAAUUUGUCGACGAAAAGCAGUUAAUCUAGUUCUUACGGAAGGUUCUGCAUUUUAUCGAAUAUUAGAUCAAAAACAAGAAAUCGUUACUGCAGAACGAUCGUUUAUUUUAAUACACAAGCAAACGCGGCAAAUCAUUGUUGAUAAAUCGUUAUGUAAAAGGGAUGACGAUAGUCUCAAUCCAAUUAUCCGAAAAGCAAACGUUCGUUCAAUUUUGGGUAUUGCCAAUGCCAAUGAUCAUACGGAAGUAAAAGCAGAUCGAUAUCCUCAAUAUGAAGUUUACAUCAAUUCUCCAUCUCAAAAUAAAGUUUUACCUGAUAAAACAACAUUUUUAUAUCAAGUGUUUCCUGAUUCAUUAAAAUUCUAUCAUAAUUUUCUUCUCAAAGCCUGUGGUGAAGGCCAUUUUGAUUCUGUUUUUCAUCUUGUUCAAUUUCUUCAAAAGCUCUAUCCAGAUUUUAUUAAUAUGCAUGACGCAUAUACAUUAAAUACAGCGCUACAUGUUGCUUGUAGACAUAACAAUAUGAAUAUUGCUCGAUAUUGUUUGGAUAAUGGUGCUCAUGUCGAUAGUUUGAAUAAAGAUGGAAACACUCCUUUAUUUUGUGCAGCCGAAAGAUUUUCAAAUUCAUGUGCAAAGCUGUUACUUGAAUAUGGUGCAGAUAUGACAAUUACGAAUAGUCGAAAAAGAACAGUUACCGAAUCGUGUAUUAGUGAUGAAUUUCAACAAACAUUAACCGAUGUCAGUACUUUUAUUGGAUCUGUAGUACCAGCUUUAACAAGUGGCGAUAGAGAAACACUUGACAAAGUGAUUUCUGAUCACGUUGAAGAUCGAUAUACACUAAGUUCAUUGAAUAGCCGAUUUAUCAAUGGAAGUACUCUACUUCAUACAGCAUGCUAUUUUAAUAAUAUACCUGCUGUUAAACGUCUUCUUAAAUUAGGUGUAAAUCCUGAUGUAAGAGAUUAUCAAGGUAAAACAGCUCUACAUCGAACAAGAGAUUUACAAAUUAUAAAAUUUCUUAUUGAAUCAAAUGCUGAUGUGAAUGCAACAGAUCAUGAUGGUAACACUCCAUUACACACAAAGUGUGCUGGCGAAUAUAAUAAGCCAAUUGAAUUACAUGCUAUUCAAGUUCUUCAUGAAUAUGGAGCCUCAUUGGAAAAAUGUAAUUCAAAUGAUGAAACAUGUUUUCAUAUAGCAGCACGCAAUGGACAUACAGAAAUCUUACGAUUAUUAUUUGAACUUGGCGAAGAAACUGUUCGAGAAUCUGUUCGAACAGUUGAACAAAAAUUAACUCCACAAAAUUUUUCAACACUUGCAUUGGCCAUACAUAAUGAUCAUUUAGAUGCAGCUAAAUGGUUAGCUGAACAUGAAUUUACAUUCAAACAGAAUGAAGCUAAAGACUUAAUUAAUGAAAUUCUAACAGAAAAAAUAUCUUCAGCAGAACCUGAACGUCUUUUACAAUUUCUUUGUAAAGAAGGUAAUGCAACAUUAUCAACUAUUUAUCAAGAAGGAAAUACUGCUCUCCAUUUGGCUGCAUCAAUGGCAUCUGUAGAACCACUAAAAUUAUUAUUGACACUUGGUUUUGAUCCAAAUGCAGUUAAUCAAACAAAAGAAACACCUCUAUUUGUUGCUGCUCGUACGAAUAAUUUAGAUGCAGCUUGUGUUCUUAUCGAUAAUGGUGUUGAUUAUCGAAUUAAGAAUAUUGAAGGCUAUACAGCAUUUGAUUAUAUUCUUGAUAUUGAUGAAUGGUUAUCAUCAGAUAAAUUCGAUGAAGAAACACAAGCAUGUUUUCGAGCUUAUAAAUAUAAAGAUAUACGAACAUUAAUCUAUACGGUAUCAUCGAAACUUGAUCAAUUUGAUGCACGUAUAACAGCUAAUCGUAAUAUACAUUUACAGAAGGCAUACCAAAAAUUUAGCUACGAAAUCAAUAAAACUGAACAACAAGUUUUUCAAUCGCCUCGUCUACGAAAACGAUAA
Molecule: messenger RNA, 3201 nt
Organism: Rotaria socialis
Lineage: Eukaryota; Metazoa; Rotifera; Eurotatoria; Philodinida; Philodinidae
Source: the annotation of a GenBank genome assembly